Molecule: messenger RNA, 1931 nt
Organism: Penaeus monodon (black tiger shrimp)
Lineage: Eukaryota; Metazoa; Arthropoda; Malacostraca; Decapoda; Penaeidae
Product: sphingomyelin phosphodiesterase-like
Exons: 13
Coding region: 5-1846 (613 amino acids)
Biological process (GO): ceramide biosynthetic process; sphingomyelin catabolic process
Cellular component (GO): lysosome
Molecular function (GO): acid sphingomyelin phosphodiesterase activity
Source: RefSeq, a predicted model, not a curated record
CGCCAUGACUCCGUCAGUUCCGGCCGCCCUUCUGUUUCUCUCUGUCCUCGGUUACGCUCAUGGCGUGCCCUUGGAGAAUCUGCAGACGAUCUCAGAAAAUGCUCUUCGGCAGGAGUUUCACAAGGCCUUCCAGACUCAGCAGGUGACUCCAGUCCUCAAGAAGGUUGCCCAGCAUCUGGAGCUGGAGGAGGCGCUGCGCGGGGGCGGGCGGUGGGGGGGACCGGAGCGCAGGGCAACCGCGCCUCUCUUCUGCUUGACCUGCAACGCCGGCGUCGCCGAAAUCAUCCGGGAGGUGGAGAGCGGCGUCGCGCCCGAGGCCAUCGCUGCCAUGAUGAUCAACCUGUGCGUCAACCUCGGCAUCGCGAAUCUCAACUUCUGCGAGCACUUCGUCAUGGAGGCCGAGCCUCAGCUCUACUGGAUCCUGUCCAACCGCCACCUGACGGGCAAGGACGUUUGCGGGAUGAUGUUCGUCGGCUUCGGCUGCGACACGGACAACCCAGAGCGGGUCUGGGACGUCACGCUGCCGGACGCGCCCAAACCGCCUGUGACCGAGCCUGCGCUGCCACAGCCUGGCAGCCCCGUGAUGAAAAUCCUGCAUUUGGCCGACACGCACUUCGACCCUUUCUACAAGCCCGGGAGCAAUGCUGAGUGCGGCGAGAAGUACUUCUGCUGCAGGGAGGAGAGCGGCGUCGUCGAGACUCCCGAGGCCGCAGCCGGUUACUGGGGCGACUACCGCAACUGCGACGCACCUCGCUGGCUUCUGGAGGCGAUUUUCUCCCAUAUUAAUGAGACGCAUAAGGACCUGGACCUGAUUCUGUGGACCGGAGACCUGAUUCCUCACAACGUCUGGAACACGAGCCGCGAGGGCAACCUGGACAUCAUCCGCCAGACGGUCCAAAUGGUCAAGGAGUACUUCCCCGACACCCCGGUCUUCCCGGCCAUCGGCAACCACGAGUCCCACCCGGUCAACGCUUUCCCUCAACCGUACAUCGAGAACGAAUUCGACAUCUCUUGGCUGUACGACGAGAUCUCGGCGCUGUGGGCGACGUGGCUGCCGGCGGACGUCGCAGCCAGCGUCACCUACUCCGCCUUCUACUCCACGCUCAUCAAGCCAGGGCUCAGGAUCCUCUCAAUCAACACCAAUUACUGCUACGGCUUUAACUGGUGGAUUGUGUACGACGAUGUGGAUCCAGCCUCGGAGCUCGGGUGGAUGGCGCAGGAGCUGCAGAAGGCGGAGGACGCCGGGGAGAAGGUUUACAUCAUUAGCCACAUCCCGCCCGGCCACGACGACUGCUCCAAGACGUGGAGCCACCAGUACAACCGGAUCGUGUACAGGUACGAGUCGACGAUCGCGGGCCUGUUCUACGGACACACGCACAAGGACCACUACAUGAUGUUCUACGACCCCGACGAGCCAGAGCGAGCCUACCACGUGGGCUACGUAGCGCAGAGCCAGACGCCCUACCACAAGCUGAACCCGGGCUACAAGGUCUACACCGUGGACGGCGACUACCAAGGCUCUUCCUACAGAGUCUUGGACCACGAGAACUGGAUUCUGGACUUGGAUGAGGUGAACGAAAGUAACGCACCUCGCAUGUACUUGCUGUACACAGCUAUGGAGGCUUACGAAUUGAGCGACCUAACCCCAGCGUCCUGGUCCGGCCACCUGCACCAGAUGAGUGAACCCAACAGCACGCUAUUCGAAGACUUCUUCAGGUACUACACAAAGGCCGCGCGCCCGUACCAGCAGGAGGGAUGCGACGAGGAGUGCAAGCAAACGCUCCUGUGCCGCGUGGCCGUGUCCGACACCUCCGACAAAACCCACUGCGAUCACCUCAGGACCUAAGGCACAGGCAGCCACUGGCGCCUGGAGGUUUCGGUUUGUUGUUGUGUUACUAUUAUUACGGGAAUUACAUGCUAAUUGCCACCUU